AUGCACUUCAAAACUAUCCUCGCUCUCACCGCUCUCGCCCUCACUGCCGGCGUUCACGGCACUGCUAUCCCGGUCGCUCAUUCCGACGACAAAGGCGUUAAAGACUACGACCAUUCCAAGUACGACUAUGGCAAGGACGGCUACGGCAAGGACGGCUAUGGAAAGGACGGCUAUGGCAAGGAUGGUUAUGGCAAGGAUGGUUAUGGGAAGGACGGCAAGGACGGCUAUGGCAAAGACGGCUAUGGGAAGGACGGCAAGGACGGCUACGGCAAAGACGGCUAUGGCAAGGACGGCUAUGGCAAAGACGGCUAUGGCAAGGAUGGUUAUGGGAAGGACGGCUAUGGGAAGGAUGGUUAUGGCAAAGACGGCUAUGGCAAGGAUGGUUAUGGGAAGGACGGCUAUGGCAAGGAUGGUUAUGGGAAGGACGGCUAUGGUAAAGACGGCUAUGGCAAGGAUGGCUAUGGCAAAGACGGCUAUGGCAAGGAUGGUUAUGGGAAGGACGGCUAUGGCAAGGAUGGUUAUGGGAAGGACGGCUAUGGUAAAGACGGCUAUGGCAAGGAUGGCUAUGGCAAGGACGGAUAUGGCAAGGACGGCUACAGCAUCUACGGCUAUGGCAAGGACGGCUAUGGCAAGGGCGGCUAUGGCACUUAUGGCUAUGGCAAGGACGGCUAUGGCACCUACGGCUAUGGCAAGUCGUUCGACUACUACCGCAACUACGACAAGUACGGUUAUGGCCGGUUCGACUAUGGCAAGUACGACUACGGCAGGUACGACUACGGCAGGUACGACCACGGCAAGUACGACAGGUACGACCAUGGCAAGUACGGCAAGUCGGACUACCGCAAGCACGGCUACUAG
Molecule: messenger RNA, 858 nt
Organism: Coprinopsis cinerea okayama7#130
Lineage: Eukaryota; Fungi; Basidiomycota; Agaricomycetes; Agaricales; Psathyrellaceae
Exons: 1
Coding region: 1-858 (285 amino acids)
Source: RefSeq, a predicted model, not a curated record